Messenger RNA from Cannabis sativa, 1773 nucleotides. RefSeq names its product UDP-glycosyltransferase 76B1. The transcript has 2 exons. The record is from RefSeq and is a predicted model, not a curated record. Bases 8 to 1510 code for a protein of 500 amino acids. Lineage: Eukaryota; Viridiplantae; Streptophyta; Magnoliopsida; Rosales; Cannabaceae. Gene Ontology annotation, molecular function: UDP-glycosyltransferase activity.
UAUAUAUAUGAAUGAGAUGUCUACGAAAAAAAUGGUAACCAAGAACCACACUAUGGAAUACGCAAGAGAGUUGAUGAAGAAUAACAAUAACAAUAAUGAUUGUAGAGGUCAUUUAGUUCUUGUACCAUGUCCCUUACAAGGCCACAUGAGCCCUAUGCUUCACUUAGCCAAACUUCUUCACUCUAGAGGCUUUUCCAUAACCAUUAUCCUUGUCUCCUCAAAUGAGCUAAACCCUUGCCAAUAUCCUGAAUUCAUGUUUCAUUACAUGGAUAACAUCAUUUCCUACAAUUCCUUUGGUGGGGAUGUUAUGCUCUACUUGCUGAUGCUUAAUAACAAGUGUACAACCCCAUUCACAGAUUCAUUGUUGACCUUGACCAAGCUUCAAUUUGGUCCCGUCACGUGUGUCGUUUACGACGCCGUGAUGUACUUUUCUGCCGCCGUUGCUGAUCAACUUCAGAUUCCCAGGAUUGUUCUGCGGACCAGUAGCGCCUCAACUUUCUUGGCUCUAUCACUUUUGACCCACAACGCUAAUGCCUUUAUCAAUCAACAACCAAAAGAGCAUGAUGAAGCAGAGGAAGCAAUAGUUGCAGAUUUUCCGAUACUAAGAGCUAAGGACAUGCCAGUUUUCGAGACAUCUGACCAAGAAGCCGCCGAAAAAGUUCUAGCAAAAAUUCACCAUGGAACAAAGACAGCCUCAGCACUCAUAUGGAACUCUCUUUAUUGCCUUGAAAAAUCCAUUUUCAACAGAGUUAAAGACAAAAUUUCAGCUCCAAUCUACCCUAUAUGCCCAAGACUCCAUUACAAUUUUAAAAAUAAUAAUAACCAAGUAAUAACAAACUCAUCAUCAUUCAAAAGCUUAAUGUACAAUGGAACUUGUAGUGAUGAUGAUGACCAAAGUUGCAUGUCGUGGCUAGACUCACAACCCUCCAACUCUGUGGUUUAUGUGAGCACAGGAACUGUAGUGAGAGUAAGCAAAAGUGAAGUAGGUGAAAUGGCUUGGGGCUUAGCCAAUAGUGAGCAACCUUUUUUAUGGGUUGUUAGGCCUGGUUUGGUGAAUGGGUCAAGUAGUAAUAGUGGGCUUGAGGUUUUACCCAAAGGGUUUUUAGAGAUUACAAAGAAAAGAGGUAAGGUUGUACAGUGGGCCCCACAACAAAAAGUUUUGGGCCACAAAGCAAUUGGAGGAUUUUGGACACAUAAUGGAUGGAACUCAACUAUUGAGAGUGUGAAUGAAGGAGUUCCCAUGAUAUGUUGGCCUAGGAUUGGGGACCAGAGAGUGAAUGCUAGGAUUGUGACCUCUGUUUGGAAAGUGGGAAUUGAGUUGGAGGAAAAUAAUUUGAAGAGGUGGAAAGUGGAGAGGGCUGUGAGGAGGUUAAUGGUGGAUGGAGAAGGAAAGGAGAUUAGGAACAGAGCUGUAAAGUUGAAGGAGAAUGUGAGACUUUCUUUGGGUCAAGGUGGUUCUUCUUCUGAGUAUCUUGACAAGUUGGUUCAAUUUAUCAAGUUGCUGCCAUAAGAAAAUUAUCAAAUCAAAGUGGAUGAGAAUAAACACAAUUCUAUUCCUGAAGCUGAUCAAUCACUGAUAUAGAUUGAUUUUUCAGUUAUAACAUUAAUUUAUCACUAGUUAUAAAUUAUAUUUACAUUUGUGUGCACUAGUUUAUGAAAUGAGUUAAGAGUGCCGCAAACGUCAAUUUUAUAUUUCUAAAGUUCAUAUAUGUAUGCGUGUUUUUCUUUUGUUAUUUAAAUUCAAUUAAGUGGUAUGAUCUUUCGACUGAUUAA